ACAAAUGUAGAAGGUAACCAGAAGAAGGUGUGUAAUGCUUGCUUGGUACACUAGACAGCUGACUUCUCGUCCACUUUUAACUGGCAUUUGGUCCACAGCCUCCAUUCUCUUAACCGGUGACGUCAUAGCUCAGCAGCUGAUAGAAAGACGAAAGAAACAUGACUGGAUGCGCACUGCAAGGAUGACUGCGAUUGGCGGGUUUUUCGUAGCACCAAUUCUCCGCAAUUGGUACCUCGCUCUUGACAAGAUGUUUGGAAGUCAGAUGUUGCUUUCAACUGCUGCGAAGAAGUUAGUAACAGAUCAACUGUUGUUUGCUCCAUGUUUUGUGGCUGCAUUUAUCAUCGUCAACAAUCUGCUGCAAGGAAGUCCAUUGGAGUACGGAAACAUUAUAGUUACCAACUGGAUGCUCUGGGUACCAGCCCAAGUGCUCAACUUCAGACUGAUUCCACUUCAGUACAGGCUGAUGUUUUCCAAUGUUGUGGCUCUGUUUUGGAAUACUUACUUGGCCUACAAAGCCAACUCUCAAACUAGUCCUGAAGAUGCGAAAAUUGUUUUGUUUACGGAGGAUAGUUAAAUAUUUCAUUGUUUUUACGGUUUUUGUUUUUUAAUGAUAUUUUUGUAACUUAUCUAUCAGUUACAAUAUGAAAACUAAUUUAUUAGCUCAAUUUUUGAGUUUAUCAACAAAUGGAAUAUGUGUACUCAGUGUUUUUGAUAUUAUAUUUUUUGUUCUACUUUUAUAUAGUUAAGUUAUAGUUAAGACGAUUUAUUCGAGACUUGGAAACAGUUGUGUGCCGUUUACUUGUUAUAAUAA
Messenger RNA from Bolinopsis microptera, 811 nucleotides. Its product is annotated as protein Mpv17-like. Gene Ontology annotation, cellular component: membrane; cytoplasm; mitochondrion. The transcript is spliced from 4 exons. The record is from RefSeq and is a predicted model, not a curated record. Gene Ontology annotation, biological process: cellular response to reactive oxygen species. The coding region runs from base 35 to 574 and encodes 179 amino acids. Lineage: Eukaryota; Metazoa; Ctenophora; Tentaculata; Lobata; Bolinopsidae.